UUCAGCUAAACGCACGCGCUUCGUCGUGUCGCGUACUCGAUUACGAUUGAAAAAAAAAGAUAAAAACGUCAAAUGAAUUUAGAAAUUCAGCCUUUUGUUUUGUAAUUCGUCUUAGUUUUAAUACAUUUUGAUUACAGUAGUGUUUUAGUGUAUUUGUUAAGUGAUAAUGUUUUUUUAUCUCGUGUCUAAGUGAUGUGACAUUUUAAAACAAAUAUAUUUUAAGAUACAUCACCAGAGAAUUAUGUGGCUGAGCCAAAAUACGAUCGCGUAUAUUAUGAUAAGAGUGAAGCAAUUAUAUCACAAGACAAGCUUCCGGUAGUCAAUAGUCAGCCUGCGGAACAAUGGAGGAUAGCAGGUUCACCGUAACGGUCGAGUCGGAGAACAAGAAGAAUGGCAUCCAUACAGGCGCGAGUAUUAUCACGCGGCCGCUACGGUCUUCUGCGGAGACUGCGGAGCGGGGGGAUGCAGUUGUUGGCUCCCAACCUGAUACAUGGCUGCACGAUGCUGGCUGGCGCAGGAAGCGCUCGUUGGCCCAGCUCACCAGGGAAGCGUUGCCGCGUAUGGAGAAUUAUAGGAACUCAAAGCGUGCUUUGAAAAGGCCCAGCUUGGGAGAGUUGCAUGGAGACAAUCUUAUCACUGAAGAGGACGAACAAAGACAAAACCAAAGGGAUACGAAAUCACCGACGCCUGUAGUCGGAAUAAAAUUAGGAUGGAUUCAGGGUGUGCUGAUACCAUGUCUUCUAAACAUCUGGGGUGUGAUGCUGUUUCGUGGAAUUUAUUACAUCAUUUCGAGAUCUUUGGGGCCAGAAUUCGGCGCGUCUGUUGGUAUUAUCUUUGCAUUCGCAAACGCAGUCGCGGCCAGUAUGAACACAAUUGGUUUCUGCGACUCCAUGAACGAUUUACUGUCGACCCAGGGUCUAAAGAUCAUCGACAAUGGGCCCAAUGACGUCCGCAUCGUGGGUACAAUCGCAUUGAUACUGAUGUGCAUUAUUUGUGCUGUCGGAAUGGAUUGGGAGAGCAAAGCACAGAAUUUUCUGAUCGCGAUAAUCAUUGUUGCAAUGGUUGACUUUAUGGUAGGAACAUUUAUGGGACCGAAAGAUGUUGAAGAAAUUUCUAAAGGAUUUGUUGGAUUGAGUGCAACGGUAUUCGAUUCGAACUUGGGCGCGGACUUCCGCUACAGCGAGAACUUGGAGCAGAACUUCUUUACGGUUUUCGCCAUCUUCUUCCCCUCGGUAACUGGGAUUCAAGCGGGAGCUAACAUCUCCGGAGAUCUUAAGGAUCCGGCAUCAGCUAUUCCCAAGGGCACACUGUUAGCUCUGCUGAUCUCCAUGGUGAGCUACGCGCUAAUGGUUCUGAUCUCCGGUGGGGGCGCGCUGCGGGACGCCAGUGGCAACCUUACUGAUGUCCUCUCACUCAACGGCACUGUUAUCGACUUUAGCGCCGUCAGCGAUUGCGUCAAUACAACACUCGGAUGCAAGUACGGCUUGCAUAACAGCUACUCGGUGAUGCAACUUAUGUCAGCGUGGGGCCCGUUGAUCUACGGCGGGUGCUGGGCGGCGACGCUGUCGACGGCGCUCACCAACCUGCUGUCGGUGCCGCGGCUGAUCCAGGCGCUCGGCGUGGACCGCAUCUACCCCGGACUUAUCUUCUUCGCUAAGCCCUACGGCAAGCACGGCGAGCCCUACCGCGGAUACGUCCUUACGUUCUUCGUCUCUCUUAUCUUCCUUCUAAUUGCUGACCUGAAUACGAUAGCGCCUUUAAUCUCCAACUUCUAUCUGGCUUCGUACGCACUCAUCAACUUCUGCACGUUCCACGCGGCCCUCGUCAGACCUCUUGGUUGGCGACCCACAUUCCGGUACUACAACGUGUGGGUGUCUCUACUGGGCUUCCUGAUGUGCGUGGCGAUCAUGCUGCUCAUCAGCUGGGUCAUGUCACUCGUCACCUUCGCUAUCUUCUUCACUCUAUACCUCAUAGUCCAUUACCGGAAACCAGACGUGAAUUGGGGCAGCAGCACGCAGGCGCAGAUGUACAAGACAGCGCUGGCGAGCGCGCACAGCCUGGCGCGCACUGGCGAGCAUGUAAAGAACUACUGGCCGCAGCUGCUGGUGCUGGCGGGCCGGCCGCAGCACCGCCCCGCGCUCGUCGACCUCGCCCACCUGCUCACCAAGGCGGGCUCCCUCAUGAUCGUUGGCGACAUAUCUCCCACGAAGAUGUCGUACAAGGAGCGCGCUCGCGCGGCGCAUUUAUUGACACUUACCACAUCUCGUUCGUUUACGAUAUCAGAGAAGAGCGACAAGGAAAAGGAGAAGGAGAAAGAGAAGAAAAAGGACAAGAAACCUGUUGAUUUCCACAAGCAGAUUAUUUACAAAUCAUCUUCCGGCCUCGAGGUGUCGAACGACCAGUUAACGCAGAUGAGCAUAUUCCAGCGGAAACAGGAGGCGGGCACGGUGGACGUGUGGUGGCUGUACGACGACGGCGGGCUGACGAUGCUGCUGCCCUACAUCCUGUCGCAGCGCUCCAGCUGGGCCAGCUGCAAGCUGCGCGUCUUCGCGCUCGCCAACAGGCACCACGAGCUCGAGCUGGAGGAGAGAAAUAUGGCGAACUUGCUGGCCAAGUUCCGCAUCGACUACUCGUCGCUGACGAUGGUGCAGGACAUCACGGAGGCGCCGCAGCCGGAGACCAAGCAACUCUUUGACGAUAUCAUCAAGAGCUUCGUCAGUGACAAUGGAAGAGAAGAAUGCCGUAUCAGCGAGUCCGAGCUGUCGACCCUGGCGGAGAAGACCAGCCGCCAGCUGCGGCUGCGCGAGCUGCUGCUGGCCAACUCGCAGGAGGCGCGCCUCGUCGUCAUGUCGCUGCCCAUGCCUAGGAAGGGUUCGAUCUCUGCGCCGCUGUACAUGGCGUGGCUGGAGGUGAUGAGCCGCGGCUUGCCGCCCAUGAUGUUCGUGCGCGGCAACCACACCUCCGUCCUCACUUUCUACUCGUAACUUUGCAAAUAUAAACAUGGAUGAAGGGACAUAUGUCAGGACCCACCUUUACGUGAACACCUUCCAUUACCAAAUAAAUCACAUGUGAAAGAACGCAUAAGAAUAAAUUAAUUAUUAAUUAACACUUUAUUUAAUUCUCUAAUAUAAAUAAAAUGUUAAU
Papilio polytes (common Mormon) is the source of this 3144-nucleotide messenger RNA. RefSeq names its product bumetanide-sensitive sodium-(potassium)-chloride cotransporter-like. The record is from RefSeq and is a predicted model, not a curated record. NCBI's taxonomy places the organism in Eukaryota, Metazoa, Arthropoda, Insecta, Lepidoptera, Papilionidae. Gene Ontology annotation, cellular component: membrane. Gene Ontology annotation, molecular function: sodium:potassium:chloride symporter activity. The transcript has 19 exons. Bases 342 to 2984 code for a protein of 880 amino acids. Gene Ontology annotation, biological process: potassium ion import across plasma membrane; sodium ion homeostasis; chloride transmembrane transport.